Pezoporus flaviventris is the source of this 528-nucleotide messenger RNA. It is a transcript of the gene MRPS16, whose product is annotated as mitochondrial ribosomal protein S16. NCBI's taxonomy places the organism in Eukaryota, Metazoa, Chordata, Aves, Psittaciformes, Psittacidae. Bases 55 to 456 code for a protein of 133 amino acids. The record is from RefSeq and is a predicted model, not a curated record. Gene Ontology annotation, cellular component: ribosome; mitochondrial small ribosomal subunit. Gene Ontology annotation, biological process: mitochondrial translation. Gene Ontology annotation, molecular function: structural constituent of ribosome. The transcript is spliced from 3 exons.
UCCGGUCCGUCGUACGUCAUCACCCCGCGCCGCAGAGAGGGCCCGGCCGCCGCCAUGGUGCAGCUCGGCAGCCGCCUCCUCAAGGGCUACCGCGGCGGCCACGUCGUGAUCCGCUUCGCCCGGGGCGGCUGCACCAACCGGCCCUUCUACCGCCUCGUGGCGGCGCACAACCGGCGCGCCCGCGACGGGAAGUACCUGGAGCAGCUGGGCUGCCUCGACCCGCUGCCCAACAGCCACGGCGAGAAGGUGGCGGGGCUCAACCUGGAGCGGCUGCGGCACUGGCUGGGCUGCGGCGCGCAGCUCUCCCGCCCUGCUGAGAAGCUCCUGGGUCUGGCCGGGUUCCUGCCGCUCCACCCCAUGACGGUGACCGGCGCCGAGCGGCUGCGGCGGCGGCGAGCGCAGGAGGCUGCCGCGCAGGCCGCGGAUGGCUCUGCUGUGCCCGGCGAGGAACCGUGAGAGGCCCCGAGCGAGGGCUCCGUGAGCGGGAUCGCGCCCUGCCCCGCCGCCCCCUCCGAGUGCAUUAAAGUG